AUGGAAGCUAGAGUAGGAGAUGCGAAGAGGCUAGUGUUUGUGACGGUGGGAACAACGAGUUUCGAUGCUCUCGUGAAGGCAGUGGUGAGUCAAAAUGUUAAAAGCGAGUUGCAGAAGCGAGGAUAUACUCAUCUUCUCAUUCAAAUGGGUCGUGGAAUCUUUUUCCCAACCAAGUGUGAUGGAGCAGAUGGAUCACUAGUUGUGGAUCACUUCACAUUUUCAUCAAGUAUAGCAGAUUAUAUUCGAUCUGCAUCUCUUGUUAUUAGUCACGCUGUGAAUGAAGAUUUAAUGGACAAUCAUCAGUGUGAAUUAGCUGAGGAGCUGCAAGAGAGGAAGCAUUUGUACUGCGCUCGUCCUCACACGCUUCAUCAAGCCGUGACGAAUAUGGAGUUGGAGUCUCUGGUUCGAUAUCCUCCUGGAGAUGGAACUCCUGUUGCGCGAAUUAUCGACAGGUUUCUUGGCUUCCCUGAUGAUUAA
Messenger RNA from Microthlaspi erraticum, 477 nucleotides. Lineage: Eukaryota; Viridiplantae; Streptophyta; Magnoliopsida; Brassicales; Brassicaceae. The record is from the annotation of a GenBank genome assembly.